GUGCAGCCGCGCAUGCGCUGUUGGAAGCCGAUGCUGUGUGUAGAAAAAUCAUGGCGGAGACGAUGCAGACCGACAGUUUUCCUGUCUUACCUUCGGGACUGGCGGAGGUAGAUAAAAUGAUCCGGGAGCGAGGCGACCUGUUUUCUGACACCCAGUGUAAAGUCUGCAGCGCCGUCCUGAUUUCUCAGUCUCAGAAGUUGACUCAUUAUCAGAGUAAGAAACAUGCCAACAAGGUUCGGCGUUUCCUUUCCCUGGAAAAUGAGAACGGCGAUCCGGUCAAGAAGCCCAAAACCUCCGACGACGAUUGCAACAACGGAGACACGGACCGGCUGAAGGCGUGCCACCUGUGCAACAUGACCUUCACGUCUCCGGUGAUGGCCGAGUCUCACUAUCAGGGCAAAUUUCAUGCCAAGAGGCUGAAAAUGAAAGCUGUUGAAUCCCAGACUCCAGAAGCCUCUCAGAUUUCACAGCCAGCAGAGAAACCUGCCGACAAUCCAGCCGGCGGUUCUGAAACCGACAACAACAACAACCCAGAUCGCUUCUGCUCCACCUGCAAGGCGUCGUUCAACAACCCGCUCAUGGCSCAGCAGCACUACGCCGGCAAGAAGCAUAAAAAACACAUGACCAGGCUAAAGCUGAUGGAGACGUACGGCCCCUCCACCGCACCAGGUCAGACUGCUGCCCGGUUCUGGUUCCCCUCAUUCGUCCUCUGCAGACUCACUGCAUUAAUAUUAGUGGCAUACUACACUAAUGAAGUGUCCAGCGGGAUCCUGACAGCAGCUUCAGAGACCUCCAGACUUUGUGGAGACACACACACUCAUGUUUUACUCGUGGCACACGCCCGCAUGGCGACGCCUAAGAAGAUGGCCACCCAGCAGCGAUCUGCUUGGUUGGCUCUGGUGUCCGACAGGAAGGAGGGGGAGACGUGGCGCCGGCCGGGAAUCGAACCUGCGACCGCCGCCACCAGGACUGAGGCCGUGCUCUUCCCCUGCGCCGCCACACCACCGUAUUUCUGA
Molecule: messenger RNA, 1016 nt
Organism: Poecilia reticulata (guppy)
Lineage: Eukaryota; Metazoa; Chordata; Actinopteri; Cyprinodontiformes; Poeciliidae
Source: RefSeq, a predicted model, not a curated record